AUGGAACUUAUGGAGAAUAUGGUUCGUUAUCGAAUUAAAUCAUUACUUCGGAGAGGGAUAUUUGAGGAAUACUCCCUGAAUGAAACACAGUCAUUUCUUAAGGAGAAUCUGGAAAACUAUGAGUCUCUAAGAGAAACCCAACUCAAGAUUCAGUAUAUCAGCACUCUGGAAAAGGCUGAAGACUUUUUUGUGCACAAGUUAUCUUUUGAAAAGAUUUACCAGAAUGAAAAUGGGAGCAGUCAUAGAAAGUUUGAAGUUCACAUCAGUGCAUUUGGAAUUAAGAAAAAAAGAAAAGACAUUGAAAACAGUAAUCCUGAGCCUAUAGUGGAAAAGUUUUAUGAUGUAACAGAAAUACAAUUCGACCACAUGACAAACCUCUUUAAAAUAUUUCGAAGGGAUGAUCAUCCAGAGAUAUUGAAAGCAAGUUCCACAAAUGAUGCAUAUUCCCUGAUCACUCUCAUCGAGGGAUAUUACAGACUGAUGGUUAACCAGUACAAGCUGCUUCUACAAGGCUCCAAGAACUUAAGUCCUGCUAUACUUCAUGGGCCUAUCAUGCGUGACAGAGCCUCAAACCUGCUACUUAGAGGAACAGUAGAAGGAGGAACCAAAGAUGGCUUUUUCCUGCUACGAAAAAGUCGAGAGGUCUAUGACAGCUAUAUACUCUCAGUCUGCGUUGCAGAGAAAGUCAGGCAUUUUGUUAUCAAAUUCAUUGCUGAAACUGGAAUGUAUUGCUACGAAAGUGACUCAAGCAAAGGAUUUUCUGAUUUAAAGGGGCUGGUGGAACAUUACAAACGUUCAGCAGAUGGACUUCCUGUUUGUUUGAAGCAGAUGCUUCCACCAAAUUGUGAAGGUUUUGCAGCAUUGCUUGAUAGACAGGUUUUUACACCUGCUGUACCAGAAGUUCGUCUCCUUGAUUCUUCUUACCAACUACAAGACUUGAAUCUGGAUGAAGAGACAUAUUUGCUAUCGGGUGAAUUUGGUGAAGUAAAGAAGGGUUACUGGGAAAGAGGAGACGAACAUUUUCAGGUGGUCUCAAGGGCACUGAUCAAACCUCUGGGAAAGAAUAAAAUCUUUAGCUUCAAAGAGUUUAUGACCAAGUUCACAGAGCUGAAGAACACGUACCUGACUAUGUUUUAUGGCAUACAAGAAACUGAAAGAGCCUUGAUCUUUGUAUUUGAAUGGGUACCAGAAGGUCCCCUUGAUCAAUAUGUUAAGAAUGAAAG
Messenger RNA from Pocillopora verrucosa, 1223 nucleotides. The record is from RefSeq and is a predicted model, not a curated record. Lineage: Eukaryota; Metazoa; Cnidaria; Anthozoa; Scleractinia; Pocilloporidae.